Messenger RNA from Mercenaria mercenaria, 6260 nucleotides. RefSeq names its product transmembrane protease serine 11D-like. The transcript has 4 exons. Gene Ontology annotation, biological process: proteolysis. The coding region runs from base 741 to 2252 and encodes 503 amino acids. Gene Ontology annotation, molecular function: serine-type endopeptidase activity. The record is from RefSeq and is a predicted model, not a curated record. Lineage: Eukaryota; Metazoa; Mollusca; Bivalvia; Venerida; Veneridae.
AUAUCGGAAAAUUGGAAAUUGAUUUGUAUUGAAAGUAUUGGAGUGGGUAAUUCGUUGGCCAUGCGGAGUGUGUGUGUGUAUAUAUACAAGAUAUUGUGCGAAAGCGGCGUAAAUCUAUAAAAUCUCGACUGUUGUAAACGUUAAACAACUUGAGUCGUUCGCAUACCAUAGUAGAUAAAUGUAGGCAGGUUGUAUAUAUAUACUAUGUUUUUACUACGAACGUGAAUAAGAUAACGAGAGGAGAGAGGGAAAACAAACAUUUUUCUACAGUAUUCUUUCAUUUACGAUCUUGAACUUUUUUCCUGCGCGUGUUCAUGUAUAGAAGCCAGAAAGAACUGCAUCAUUUAUAAUGACUGAAAAACUUUAGUUUGCAGGAUUAAAUCAACGCGUUUUAUCUGGAUUUUAAAGUCGUGAACUCUAUAAAUUAUUGGCCAAGGACAACUGGCCCUCUAUUUUUAGGACUCAUCUGUCUUUAUUUUGACGUGAAUUGCUACAUUAAAUACGCCGAGUAGGCAAGUUGAAAAGAUAUAUGCUUUAGACUUUUAAGUCUACUUAUUUUUAGCCUUUCGUAUAUUUAAAAUGUGAUAAAUAGAAUUUUGUUAACGGAUUAAUAUAUCGAUAAGAGUUCACAGGGCUAAAAAUAACAGGGCUAAAAAUAAACAAACUGGUAAGCAAAACAGAAAAGUGAAUGAUAAAUUGGACAGCUGGAAUUAAGGUUGCAGGUUUUCCAUACCGUACCUAUGUUUAAGUUCGAUAUUUCAUACGCCCGAAUCGUCCUUCUAGGUGUGUUACUAUUCGGGUGUGUGGAAGUAGAGGCGGGACGCAAGGAUUCAAAGGCCGUUGAUAUUUCAAGCAUUUCAAAUACUACCUCAGGUGAUGUCUCUAAAAAUAGUGUGCGGGUAGAUCAAAAACCACCAAGUAUUUUAUCUAAAAUUUAUACAGAAUGGUCAUCGUGGGGUACCUGCUCAAAGGGGUGUCAACAAUCGAGGAAACGACGCUGCAAAAAGGAUUCACAGUGUGGAAAAAGUUAUAUAAAAGAAAAAAGAAAAUGCAAGUCAAAAGGAAAGUGUUCAAAACGGUCGAAAAGAAAGUAUGUGAAAUUAUUAGGUCUUAGAAAAAGUGAUAAAUUAGUAAAACAAAUUUUAUAUAAAAUUUUAUAUAGUGCAUGGACGCCAUGGACAGUUUGUUCUCGUAGCUGUAAAAAGCAACGAUACCGCAAGUGUAUUCAGCCGGCCAUGUGUGGCGCAAGUUUCAUCCAAGAAGAAAGACAAUGCAAGAGGUCAAGUUUAGUCUGUAGAAAGCAGUAUAUUUUAAGAACGUUUGUACCUGUGGAUGACGAUACAGAUGACAUGGAUGAAGUGAGGAAAAUUCAGAACAUAACUAAAACAUUCAUCUCAAAUUCGACCAGUGAUAAAUUUGGACCAAAAGAUAGUGACGGGAAAAUGAAAUCCAACUCGCCGAUAUUAAAAAAUUUGACGAUGUCCUGCGGUGAACAGCCGGAUAGUGCUUUAACGGGUACUUAUCGCGUUGUGGGCGGGGAAGUAACUAGCAAACAUGAAUGGCCAUGGCAGGUGGCAAUAUUAAAAGCAAAAGAGCAGUUUUGUGGGGGAACAUUAAUAGCACCACAAUGGGUGCUUACUGCUGCUCACUGUAUUCGCAAAAAGAAAAGACGUCGGAGAAUAAAAGUUAAAGUAGGAGAACAUGACAUUUACGCAACGGACGAUGGCGAAAUGUUUAUAAAAUUACUUAAGGAUAUUCCACAUCCUAAGUAUGACUAUGAUACUAUAACAAAUGAUAUAGCUCUUUUAAAAUUAGAAAAACCUGUAGCAGCUUCUAAAACCGUGGGGUUUGCUUGUUUACCGGAAGAGACGGAUAAACUUCCGGAAAAACACAUGUGUUAUAUUAUUGGCUGGGGAAAAGAGAAAAAUACGGACGUAUUUGGUUCUACAGUCCUACGGGAGGCACGGGUACCGUUGGUAAACAGAAAGACUUGCCAACGAGCAUUUAACUAUCCAAUUCACGAUACACAAGUGUGUGCCGGAAGUAAAAAUGGAGGUGUUGAUUCUUGCGCUGGUGAUAGUGGAGGGCCUUUACUCUGUCCAAAGACCGGAAAGGAUGGAGUGAAGAGAUGGAUGGUCUAUGGGGUAACCAGCUACGGAGAAGGUUGUGGGGAAAAGAAGAAAUUCGGCAUUUACACUAAAGUCAGAAAAUAUUUAGACUGGAUAAAUGAAGUGAUAUCUAAUAAUUUAUAAUUAGUAUUACGUUUUAAGUACCGAUUACGUAACAAAUUUUCGUUACGAAAUAUUACGAUAAACCAUACCAGGUUUAAUAAGAAUUUAACAGAAUCUUGAUACUCCCUAUCAUAUUCAUGGUUCCCAAGUCGAACCUAUGGCACAUUUCGCCAAUAUUUUUAGUUUGGUAAUAUUAUAGGUAAAACGUUUCAGCCAAUCAGCGACGUUCGCGAACCAAUUAAGCGGUACAAUGUAAUAUAAAAUUGCCGUACGAAUAGCCGCCUUCUGACUAUUUCACUCUUCGUACGGGGUUGCCGUACGAAUAGCCUGAGACACAUCUAAUUAAAAUCGGCCGUGAAAAGCGUGACUGCGUCAUUUUAAAUACCGACGACAAAUUACCAGGAAUAUUCUUAUUUAUUGAGGUAAAAUUCUAAACAUCCGAUUACAGGAAUUAAUCUUUAGUAAUGGCAGUCAUGUAGUAUCGUCUUAAUUCAUUGUGAGUUAGUAUUUUCUAAAAUAUUGUUUAAAUUUUCAAUUCGGCGUUGCGAACAAUGGCAACCAUUGAUUGGCUGAAUCCGUUCUCGGUAGUAAUGACGAGUGCGCAUGCUCACCAGAUAAAUCUGUAUCAGUACAGUGGCAUGUGUAUUUUAUAUCAUACGGAAAGAGUAAACUAUAACGCACAUAACUAUCUUAAUGAAAUAAAAUCAAUUGAGGCUUAUGUGCCAUAGGAUAAUGAAAACGUUUUUGACUGCCAAUUUGUAUGUUCAAAGAAUAAAGAAUUAAAACAUGUGCAAAAUCAUAACAUAUAAUGUAAGAACUGUUUUUGGUAAAAUCAAUGUGUUAUUAAACUUUACAUAAAAAUGACUGUUAUGACUAUUGAUAAAGAACGCGUGUGUAAGAUAUAGAACAUAUGUGUAUUGAGGGAGAGAAAACAAUCUACUAAAAGCAAAACUGGACUGGAAAGAGUAAACGGUCAUUUAAUUAUCGUCAAAAAAAUGUAAUGAAAAGCGAGUAUUUUUCAUGUCCUGACAUUCCGUAUAACAUUAGCAAGUAUAUAUUCAGUCAUCUUUAUAUAUAAAACAUUUGCUUUAAUAGCAUUCGAAUAAUUUCUUAAUAAUCCUAUUGUAUAAAAAAUAAAUACAUAAACAAUAUUAGAUAAAGGGUUAUUUUACUUAAGUAUUAUUACUACAACUCUAAAUGUUGUCAACUACAACAUGAUAAUAGUAAAAACAUCUAUUUACAGGCAAGUCAGUUGUAUUUCGAGUUUGUACGAGUAAUGUAAAAGAAUUCUCAUGCACACCAUACACACAUUCAUUCGUAAUAUAUCUGAACAAUCAAGAUAAUGUAUAUAAAUGUCAGGGUAAAUGUGAUUCUUAUGAGACAGAAUAGGAAAUAUAGCUGAUAGAAGUAGAAAUUAAACGAAUUUUUUAAACUAAAUCAGAAGCCAGACGCCCCCAUCUGCAGUUUGAUAUCACCAAACGGCCAAACAGCGGCCGCAUGGAACAGAACAACGGGUAAUUGUAUUAAAACCGAUAUAACACAAAUCUUUCAUUUUCUUAACUCCUUACAGAGAUGUUAUUACAACACUAAAUAAAAAUCUGCACAUACCUUUCCUGAUAGGAAAUCUCUAUGUACUAAUAAUUGUCCAUAUACAGAAUGUAUGCUAAAUACCAAAUGUCCAAUAGUAAUCUAACAACGUAAAUGACCACCUUUUAACAAUGGGAGAAAACCCUCCCUGAAAAAAAUCUUCCUUUAGAUUAUUUUUCAUCCUGGCCAAAACCUCUCUUGUAAUUUUUGUACAUAGGACAAAAUCUGUCCUUUGGUUAAUUUUCCAUUAUAGAGCAAAUAAUACAUGAAUUUUUUUUACAUAUUUCAGUAUAAACCACUGUCUGUGAACCUGAAAAUAUUGAUAUAACACGUACUGAGUAUUGCUUCAUAGCAUUCUUUAUAAUGUUUUUUAUAGUAUUAAAAACGGGUUUUUAUUUUUUAAGUUUUUUUUUACGAAUCUCAAAUACGUAUCCUUCAUGUAUUUAUUUAUUGUUACAUUACAAUUUUGCUCCGAUUGAUCUAUAAUUAUAUUUGAUUGCGAUAUUCUCUAUUACAAAUUUUAUAAAAUACAUAUGCUUUUAAAAGUUCAGAUAGACUUUUUGCAUGUAAUCGCAUAGAAAUGCAAUAGUUCUGUGAACCGCUAAUAUUUUGAGUCAUUAAUCAGUAAAAUAACUUUGUUGGCCAGUAUUAAAGGCGCAUUUGACAAUUAUUUUCCGGCAUUUUUUUUUUGAAAAUGUCAUUUGUUUUCAGAUGGAAUACUAUCAUAAAAUUUACAUCAUGAAGGCAUACUAAAAAGCCGUUAUUGUCAAAUUUUGAAGGUAGAAAACCCCGUAUAUUCCAUAAUUCUGACAAUUUUAUCCAAAGUUCUAAUCAGAAGUCAUUUUCCUUCAAAGCUAUAAUUGUCUUUUUACGAAUUAAAAGAACGCAUGUGUAAAUUACUAACAUCUAUCUAAAUAUUUUAGUUCACCUAAGCACAAAGUGCUCAAGGCGAUCUUUAGCGAUCGGUCUGUGUUCGUCGUCAGUCGUUGUGCGUUGUCAACAAAGUUUACUGUUAACACUCUAGAUGACACAAUUUUUGGCCAAGUGUUAAUGAAUCUUGGGACGGUCUUUGAAAUCUAGAUCAAUUUUUAAUUGGGUAGUAUGUAAUACCAAAAACUACAUCCCUAGGUAAAAUCAUUGAAACACCUUGUUAACACUUUCCGUUUCAUCUUCAUCAAGCGUACUUUAAGAUUACACGAGGCUGUAAACUACAUGUAGGUCACAAGGUCAGAUAAUAGAAAAACUUUGUUACCUUUAUAGAUGCCACAUUUUCUACUUGAUCAUCAUCUUUGUCACAAAAGUCUUAGCCAAGUUCAAAAUUGGGUAGCCUUCGGUUUAACUUAGUCACUAGGUCAGAUCAUAGUAAAACCAUGUUGACACUUUACAAGCCACAUUUUCUACUUGAUCAUCAUACAUCUUUGUAAGAAUAUUUGUUUCCAUGAAAUCCUGGCCAAGUAUAAAGUGAGUUAACUUUGGACAUUAACAAACUAGGUCACUAGGUCAAAUCAUAAGAAAAAACCAUUUGUUUGUAUGAAAAUUUGGCAAAGUUAAAAAUUGGAUAACCUUAGUUCUGAAACUAAGUCUCUAGAUCAAAUCAUAAAAACAUGUUACUACUCGAGUCCACAUUUUGUACUUUAACAGCAUAAAUAUGCACCAGAAUGUGUGUCUUUGUUAAAUCGGUCAAGUUUGGAACUUAGUUGUCUAGAUCAAAAUUUUUGUUACUACGUAAAAUAAAAAUUUAUAGCUCUGUUAACACUGAAAAGGCCGAAAUUUCUACCUUGUCUUCAUGCGACUUGAUCAGAAUGUUUGUCCAUUCAAAAUCUAGAAAAAAAAUGUAACUGUGCCAAUCGUUUUUGGGUGGAAAUGUUUAUGUAAUCGGGGAAGAUGACAUUAUACUAAGAAACAAUAUUAAGAUAUUGAAAUUUAGGUGAUCGUUCUAAGGAAAUCAUGGUCCUUUUGCUUGUAAAACAUGAUCUUUUCGUGUAAACUUGGGCACUUUUUUACUCAAAAUAGAACUACAUUAUUUUCAGCAAAUCAUUUUGACCUCUUAAUUCUUCCUAUUCUUGGAUUGCAAUCAGUUCUGUCGACAACUUAUAGAAAGUUCAGAAUACAUCGAAAAACUGAUUGAAAAAUAGAGAUUUGUUUGUAUAUUUUGAUAGUUUUGCGUUUGUAAAAAAGGAGCAUGCAAUAAAUUCAAAACGAACAUCAAAGCCUUUAAUUUUUAUUAGUAAUUUGAAAUUCAUUCAUCAAAGUCAGCAAAUGAACAAAAUUUCAGACCAGAAAGAAACUGUCAGAUGUGCCUUUAAGUGUUAUUAUUUAUUGUCUUAAUAACAUACGGUAUAGGGCUCUACUAUCUUGACUCUGGGAAUAUUUAUUUUGUUUGUUUUCUUACGUGUCUUUUAUUCUGAUAAACUCUGAUAAAUAAAUUUGUGUCUACUUGCA